Molecule: messenger RNA, 391 nt
Organism: Daphnia pulex (common water flea)
Lineage: Eukaryota; Metazoa; Arthropoda; Branchiopoda; Diplostraca; Daphniidae
Exons: 2
Coding region: 30-377 (115 amino acids)
Source: RefSeq, a predicted model, not a curated record
GCAGCAAUUGCAUUCACAACCACUUUACGAUGACAGUCAUAUGUCACCCAAUUCUAGUAUUCUGGAUGACACUGAAAGCAUUCCAUUACGAGGAGGAUUUGCUACAAGUACUCAGACCAACCCGAGUGUCUCUCAACCUUUUCACACUUUUCACUUCACAGCGAAAUUGUUUACAACUGGUGUACCAUUUGAACAACAAAGCAAGCCCAGCACUUGUGAGGCAUCACCAUCAGGCUCAGGCAGCCAAAAACGAAUCUGUGAUUCUUCAGGAGAAGAAAGCUCUGACCAAGAAAAGGAUGUUGAUAAAUCAGGGAUCACAACAUCAACCGAACAUGAUGAAGCUUCAGGCCAAAACUCGAAAGACAAUCCUCCACUAACCAUCCCAAGUUAU